Bursaphelenchus okinawaensis is the source of this 975-nucleotide messenger RNA. Lineage: Eukaryota; Metazoa; Nematoda; Chromadorea; Rhabditida; Aphelenchoididae. The record is from the annotation of a GenBank genome assembly.
AUGCCAAGGAAGAAGCUGGAAAUGCCCAGAAAGGGCAUAAUGAGAGGCUCAAGCAUGAGGAAGUCGAUGAGGGAAACCCGGGAGAUUAUUGUUCAACAAUCUGUGACACCAUUCCGCAACAAAAUUGAUGUGCCUGAAGUUAUCAAAGCUAGCUUGGAAAAGAAGUCGAUGGUAAGUUGAGUUUAAUUAGGUUUUUUUGGUUUUAGGUGAUGGAGAGAUGGAGGAAGGUGAAUAUUAGGUGUAAAAAGAGCGUUUUUGAAUUAAAAGAUGUUGUAAAAAUUGAUAAAAACGAUUAUAAAUAUGUUUCGAAGGUUUUAAACAAGUAUUUGAUAGCUUUUCUAGUUUUUUUACAAUUCUUCUGUCCUUUCGUGGUCGGAUGAGGAUGAAUAAUAUAAAAUUUUAGUUUUUUGCUAGUUGCCUUGUGAUUCCUCUCUGUAACUGUUAGAAAAUGAUUUUUAGAUGUCAAUGCAAGAAUUUUGAGGUUUAAUAUAUUAACUUUUGCUUUAGCUUUUUCAAAUUUUGAAAUAUUGGUUUUGAUUAAAGGUGGAUAAAAUAAUUUUUGGAUUUUGCGGUCUUUUGAUAAGUUAAGUUGUUGGAAUGUCUUGUAAACCUUGUAAAGGUAAUAAUUGAGGUUUUUAAUGCAAUAUUAGUUACGCUGUCUAAAGUUUUAGCUAAAAAUAUCCACUUUAACUUUUACCUAUUUAUAACCUAAAACAAUGUUCAUUUUUUCAGCGUCAAAACUCAUUUGGACCUCCAAUUGAUCAGAUAUCACGUCAGAAGAUUCCCAAUGCUCCUGUCAAGGAUUCAAAGACAACUCCACUUGGUAUGAAGUUGGCUAGAAGGCAUCCGAGGGCAUGUACUGAGCUGGUGAACAAAAUUAUGAUGAUCGAUCUUCCUGUCAAAAUGAGGCGUCGACGUCGAACCAAGAAGGCGAAGGAUGAUAAAAAAGAGGAUACAGGGGAUCAGAAGUCUUGA